This is a messenger RNA of Symbiodinium natans, 1263 nucleotides long. The record is from the annotation of a GenBank genome assembly. Lineage: Eukaryota; Dinophyceae; Suessiales; Symbiodiniaceae.
AUGAAGGAGGCGGAAAGGCCACUCCUAGAGAAGGCCUCGCAGCGAAAUGGCAAGAAAGGUGGCUCCGGCACGCCCCUUUCCACGGCCCUGAACCUUGCGGCCUCGUCCAUGGGGACAGGCCUGCUGACCUUGCCGCAUGCCUUCGCCAGCUGCGGCCCAACCCUUUGCACGAUGUUGCUGGCCAUCCUCGCUGUGACAACGGAUGUUACCCUGAUCCUGCUGAUAAAGUUGGGGCGGCAGCUGGGCGUCUCGACCUUCGGCUCCCUGAUGCAGCGGCUCUUCGGAAAGGAAGGCUCGGCUUGUUUCCAGCUGAUGCUGAUCUCGGUGCUCUUCCUGGCGCUGACCGCCAUGCAGCGGGUGGUUCUGGACCUCCUCCCCAUCUUCGUCUUCGCCAUCUUCGGGAUCCAGGUGUCGCCUCUGGGGCUCAGCAUGAUGGUGAACGUCUUCGUCUUGCUCGCCUGCUACUCGGGCAGCUACCACGCCCUGCGGUUCACCUCCGGCGCCGCCCUGCUGUGCCUGGUGCCCUUCAUCGUGGCCCUGAGCCAGGAUGCCCUCGACAGCUCCCGGCCGAGCCCGCGCCCCGCGGCGGAGCUGGCUUCGAUGGAGGGGUUCCUGCUGGCCUCGCCCAUCCUAGCCUCCGCCCUGGCGGGCGGGCACUUCAGCGUCAUGGAGAUGGCCGCGGAGCUGAAGCCGCAGCACCGGGAGUCGAUCUACCCCGUGAUCCACGUGGUCUACCUUCUGGUGCUGCCGGCCUGCUACGUCCUCGUCUCCUUGGCGGGGAUCUCGCUCUUUGGCGCGGACACGCCGAAGAACAUCCUGGUGGAAUUCCAGGACAACAAGGUGAUGGAAGUUGCCCGAGGAGUUUUGAGCUUCACAAAUGCACUGCGGAUGCCCCUGAUCCUCAUGCCGUGCCACAGCUUGGUUUGCGACACCAUCAUCCUCUUCACAUCGGGAAGAGUGAAAGACAACAGUGCUGCCAGUAGCCCCGUCCUCAACGCCUGGCGGACGGUCGCUGGCAUGCCGCUCUUGCUCUUUGGGGCGGCCUGCCUGGCGCAGUGGCUGAGCUCACUCUCCAACAUCCUUGGACUUCUGGGAGGAACUUGCGGGGUCUUGGGCUGCUUCUGCAUUCCUGGUGCCAUGUAUCUCUGGGUUUGGCGCGCGGAGAGGAAGAACCUCUCUUCCAACUACGCUGCGCUGGCCGCCCUCGCCAUUGUCGUUGGGCUUGCUGUGGUCUUGUCUUGCUGCCUUUCCUGGAUCUGGUGA